CGCCUCGAAUCUCUUCAAACUAGAGCAUUUCAAACUGCUUUAUAUAUAAAGACGGAGAAUAAUAUGUGUGCCAUGAAUAUAACAUCGACGCAUCAGCUGCAUACUCAGGAUAAAUGGAGCAAACAAAGGCUCACGGCAAAACGGAACCAUCAAGCGAAGUAAACAAGCGGUUUCACAAGGCUCAAUUGAGCUCUAUCACGCCUUCUUCCACCUACAAGUCACAGGUUUAAAGACUUGUUCAUGAGUAAAGUAUAUGUCCAUGUAUUGCUGUCUUGUGUUGCCUCGGAAUUUACCCUAUUCGUCCAAUUCCGACUUAAGUAUAGGCUCGUUCAAUUUUACGCACUUUUGUGAGCUUCUCCAUAUUUUCGAGUCUCCAGUUGGUAGCCUCUUGGUGUUGAUUCGAAAGUGUUAGUUGGCGGAAGUACUGUGCAACCCUUCGUUCUGAAGAUGAGAAACCAUACGAGUGAAUUCACCGAAUUGGUCAAAAGCUACUCCAAGGAACUUGGAAUCAAACCGAAGGAACAUGUUCAACACGUUGUUAUUGAUGAUACUUUUAUAAGCGAAGCAGUUGAUCUAUUUAGACACGUUAGCGAGCUGAGGAAGUUGUUGCUCGGUGUUAAAGAUGAAUAUCUGCUGUCGUCUUACUCUCACAAAGGUGAAGGGAUGACGGAGGAGGAAAGAGAUGAGGUUGAUUCCCAUGCCAGGGUUGAACUGCGUAAGGAUUCGGAGAGACUGACACACUUGAAGAACUAUGAGACGAAGAGAUCGAAGAGUAAACAGUUCUUUGCCUUCAACAAGGGACAGGCAUCAGCGGUGAAUAACUUCCGUAAUGGUGUUCUGAGUUCUUUGAACUUUGAAUUGGAAGAAACGUCCAGACUGCUUCUAGAGAUGCAGGAGACGAGGCUCUCGAGGAAACGUGAUAUCGAUUUGACAGAUUUCAACUCGAAUACUAUGAAGGUUGAUGAUCGGUAUACAACUCUGCUGUUGGAAGAGGCUGAGUCUCAAAGACUUCAGGAUGAAUUGGAAGAAUUGCCAAAGGAACAAGUUAUGCUAUUGGAGACAGAGAAUGGAGAGAUCUUGGAUGCCAAACUGGAAGAGUUGGCCAAGGUGGAACAAAUCCAAAACUCCGUUGUGGAGAUUGCCCAAUUGCACUCUCAGCUAUCGUCAUACUUACAAUUACAGUCUGAAAGCAUUCGUUCCCUUUGUAACGAGCAAGAUUUGAUCGAAAUGGACGUUUCAGAGGCUGGUAAACAGCUCAGAAAAGCAACCGGAAGGGGAAACUAUGCAACAAAGGUAAUCAUGGUGAUGGCCAUACUGAUGGGCUUGAUAAUCCUAGUUUAUGAUCAUAUACACUGGUGAAUGAAAAUACUCGUUUCUUUACAGAU
Messenger RNA from Williopsis jadinii, 1385 nucleotides. RefSeq names its product Ufe1p (gene UFE1). NCBI's taxonomy places the organism in Eukaryota, Fungi, Ascomycota, Saccharomycetes, Phaffomycetales, Wickerhamomycetaceae. Gene Ontology annotation, biological process: retrograde vesicle-mediated transport, Golgi to endoplasmic reticulum. The record is from RefSeq and is a predicted model, not a curated record. Bases 448 to 1359 code for a protein of 303 amino acids. Gene Ontology annotation, cellular component: SNARE complex; endoplasmic reticulum. The transcript has a single exon.